Drosophila mauritiana is the source of this 4074-nucleotide messenger RNA. It is a transcript of the gene hoe2, whose product is annotated as P protein. The coding region runs from base 320 to 3184 and encodes 954 amino acids. The transcript is spliced from 7 exons. Gene Ontology annotation, cellular component: membrane. Gene Ontology annotation, biological process: transmembrane transport. Lineage: Eukaryota; Metazoa; Arthropoda; Insecta; Diptera; Drosophilidae. The record is from RefSeq and is a predicted model, not a curated record.
CCUUAAUUAAAUGUGAGAAACCUAUUUUGGCAGCUUAAAUAAUAUGAAUAAAAUGAUUUAUUCAAAUGUAUUCUAUUCUAAUGAGCGAACCAAUACAGUGGGUAAUCCGUUUUUUCCAGAGGAGGAAAAGUUACAAAAUUAUUGGUGAGUAUUCAACAACGAAAACGGACCACAUGUCGUAUGAGCAAUUGAGUGCAACUAAGAUCGGGGGUGGCAAAAAUUAAUGGGUCAAGUAAAUGCGUUUCAAUAGGCCAUUGUGUGGGUGCAAAAUGCAAACUUGUUGAUAGGAAUUGUGCCACCCGAAUGAGGCGAGCAAAACAUGGGAAUCCACAACAAUGUCUCGGCGCCUGCGCCAUCCUGGAAAUCGGCAAACAUAAAGCUCCGUGGGACCGAAGGUCGGUGGGUGGUACGAUGGCGAUGGUUUUCACUUUCAAUAUUGAAAGCAGCGCCGGCGGCUGAAUGGAAACCGAAACCCCGCAACUGCGUCGCGUCCGAUUCGGAUUUAUAUUCAGUCGCAUUGUGCCUCGCGUGCGGCAAAGAUGUCCGCGACCACACCUCGCUGACGUCCAUCUGUGAAAUCUGUGGAAAAGCUCCCACGCUCCGUCAACCGAUUUCGUCGCACUUCCUGCCGAUACCCAGCAACAUGGGUCUGCGGGACACCAUUCGAAACCUACGGCCGGCAAGUCCCGGCCGGGACAAGUCAUCGGGCAUGGAGCUGCAGCACCGAAGUCCGCGAGGUGCAUGCCACCACAAUCAGGUGGCCGCCGUCCAGGUCACCGAGCAAUCAUUACAGGUAUGGCGCGCACUGCCCGCAGAGAUUCGUCACGAUCCCAGCAUGGCCAGUUUUCAGAUGGAGAACGAGAGAAUCCAUGGUUCCCCCGGCGGCGCCACUGACGACGAGGAUGAGGAGGGAUACGAGGAGGUCGAUAUAAAGAAAGUCAGUCGCAUUCAGGAUGAGCCCGGUUCCAGCUUUGCCGGCUCCGACUUUCUGGAUAUCAAGGCCAGGCCUGGUGAUGAGAAUGCCACCGACGAUGAGGUCACCACCCAUUCCGAUCACGAAGCGGCCAAUGGUGGUCCGGGCAAUGCCAAAUCACAGGCCCGCCGGAUUCAUCACAAAUCCAAGCGUUCCAAGGAGCAGCGACAGCGGGACAAAUUGUGGAAACGUGGUGGACUACUUGUCUUUUGGAUCCUGGCGGCAGUGGUGCUGAUUUCGGUGGGUGAAAAGCAUCUGCUGGAGAAGACCAUUGAGGUGCCAAUGGGCGAGGAGGGAAAGUUUUUCAAGCUGCUCCAAAAACCCACUGGUGACUUCCGCUUGAAGAUUCAUGGCGCUUUUAGAGAGCUCUCCACGCUGGAUGCCCCCGAAAAUGAGACUCUGAGCUUUGGAUUUCUGACUGUGCAGCCACAGGUGUCCACUUACAUUGGCGAGAAUCACAGCCAGGUGUUCCAGGAUAUACUUCCAGCCUGGCGUUUACCACUGCUCUCCGAGGAGGAACUGAUGCUGCGUGCUCCGGCUGUGGCCACCAAUCGCACGUACCAGAUGACCCAGGAGUUGGAUGAAAUUUUGGCUGGGAAGAACAGCGAAUUCCGCUUGCAUAUCUAUAGCGAUGUGGAGGUGAAUUUGGCCAUCGUUCUGAACUAUAAUCCCUUGAUAGUGAAUGCCAGGACAGGGAGCAUCCUGGCUGGUGUGAUCCUGCUGAUCUUCUAUGCGCUGCUGGUUUGGGAACUCUUCGAAAGAACCUUUGUGGCCAUGAUAUGUUCCAUUCUUUCGGUGACGGCUCUAGCCUGUUUUAAUGAUCGUCCCAAUAUGGAUGAGAUUAUCCAGUGGAUGGACAUGGAGCUACUGACUCUACUCUUCUGCAUGAUGCUGCUCAUUUUGAUACUGACUGAGACUGGCGUAUUCGACUACCUGGCCGUAUUUUGUUUCGAGAUAUCGGGUGGCAAGAUCUGGCCCAUGAUAUACAGCCUUUGUUUGGUCACCUGCCUGGUGUCCAGUGUGCUGGACAACAUGACAACCGUGCUGCUCCUGACCCCAGUGGCAAUCCGAUUGUGCGAGGUCAUGCAGUUGGAUCCCCUGCCCGUGGUGAUGGGCAUUAUAGUGCAUGCCAAUAUCGGAGGAGCCCUGACGCCCAUCGGAGAUCCCAUCAGUAUUAUAGUCAGCACCAAUCACUUUAUUGUGGAUAAUGAUGUAACUUUUCCCACAUUUGUGGCCCACACAUUUCCAGGUGUCAUUCUAGCAGUUAUUCAAAGUUGCGUGUACCUGCGCCUCUUCUAUCACAAUAUGGAUGCACUGCGUCUCAAUGAGCCCAAGGAGAUGAGUGAGCUGCGUAGGGAGAUGAAGGUGUGGCAGAGAGCCUUGAAUGCAGUGGCCUCCUGUUCCAAGGAUGCCCAGCUGGUGAGGGGAACGCUUCAGGCUAAGAUUAAGCAGCUGAAAAGAACACUCAGAAGAUUGCAAAAGGGUGUGGGCUCCACGGAGGUCUAUACGAAUACACUGGACGAGCUCAAGCAGAAGUACCCCAUCAAAAACAAGACCCUGCUAUUGCAAUCCGCUGGAGCCCUAAUCUUCGUCAUUGUUUGCUUCUUCAUCCAAUCCGUGCCGCACUGGAGGACAUUGCCGCUGGGUUGGGUGGCCCUGCUGGGUGUGAUCCUGCUGCUGAUCAUCCUCAAUCGCGAUGACAUGGAGCACUUGAUGCACCGCAUCGAGUGGACCACGCUGCUCUUCUUCGCCGCCAUGUUCGUGAUGAUGGAGUGCGUGGAGCGGUUGGGAAUCUUCUCCUGCAUCAGUGAGCUCACCGAGCACGUGAUCCUAUCGGUGGGGAAGAGUCAUCGCCUGGCCAUGGCCAUCUUUAUGAUAUUAUGGAUGUCGGCGCUGGCAUCCUCCAUAUUGGAUAGUAUUCCGGUGGCAGCCAUAAUGGUGAAGCUGGUGACCUCUCUGGUGGCCAAGCCAUCGCUGGGACUGCCCCUCCAGCCACUGGUUUGGGCUCUGACCCUGGGCGCUUCGAUGGGCGGGAAUGGAACGCUCUAUGGCGCCUCAGCCAAUGUCAUUGCAGCCGGAAUUGCCGAGCAGCAUGGCUAUAAGCUGUCCUUCACCCGAUAUCUGAGAACAGUUUUUCCCAUGAUGCUGGGACAGAUUACCCUGAUGACUGUCUAUCUACUGGUGGCGCAUGUGGUCUUUGAAUGGCAUUGAGAUUCUCUCUAUAAUUCCCUGAAUAAUAUAUUAUUGUAUCUAAUGAACAAUUUUUUUCACUUCGAAUCUAGUGGUCAUUUUGUGUGAGUUUUACUGUAGUCUUUGUCCUUUUACAUUCGCCUCUUGAUGUUUUUCAUGUGUUUUUGGCAUAUAAAAUAAGAGUAUUUAUAUUUAAGCGUUCAUUUGCGAUUGGCAAAUGUAUAAAAAUAUACUAUAAAUAUAAAAGUACAUAUGGUUUUCGUUCGCCCUCGUGGAAUUUGGCUGGACUGAUGGAAAUCACUUUUGGUAGUCUCUCAAGGCGGUGUUUUUAAUGUCGUGUGAAAUGUUUUAAAUUUAGACUAUAUUGUCUGAGGUCGAAGUGGGAAAAUCGUGAAAAUUCAACAGGCCAUAAAUACAAGACGAAGGAAAAUUAUAGAUUUGAUAUUCAAAUUUCAAUAAGAGCUCGUAGAACUACGAGUAGUUAGAUACAUUUAAAAUUCUAAGUAAUGUCUGUAUUUUAGAGAUUUCAAAGCAUUGCUCAAUAUAUAAACAUAUAAUAAGUUGAAUUACAAAUAUCAUAAUUCUCGUGCUUAUCCCAUAUGCACCUUGGUAGGAAAACAUAAACAAACGUAAAUAAUUCCUGAGACUGACCAUUGCCAAGUUCAAUGUUGACCAGAAUAUCCGCAUAUGAGAGUGCUUGCAUGUAUAUAAAACCGAGUAUAUAGCAUAUAGUAUAUGGUAAGACAACUGCUGGUCAAUAAAUGGGAACAAGACAAAGUGGAAAAGCAGCGAGGGAUUUCCUCGGGUGGUUGUUGCUAUAUAUUUGCUCUGCUACUGCAGCGCUUUCCACAGCGCUCGUUCCAUAGGUAAAUUGUAUUUUAAGUUCACAGACAAAUGGCCACGAGGGAUUG